AUGAGAAACCACACAUCAAUUACAACAUUCAUCCUCCUGGGACUCACAGACGACCCUCAGUUGCAGGUCUUGCUUUUCAUUUUUCUAUUUAUCACCUACCUACUGAGUGUAACUGGUAACUUAACCAUCAUUACCCUCACCACAGUGGAUCCCCACCUUAAAACUCCCAUGUAUUUCUUCCUCCAAAAUUUCUCUUUCCUAGAAAUCUCAUUUACAAGUGCCUCUGUCCCAAGAUUCUUAUACAGUAUUUCAACUGGAGACAGAACAAUUACUUACAAUGCAUGUGCAACUCAGUUAUUUUUUACAGACCUCUUUGGGGUAGCUGAAUUUUUUCUUCUGGCUACCAUGUCAUAUGAUCGAUAUGUGGCCAUCUGUAAACCUUUGCAUUAUAUGACCAUCAUGAGCAACAAGUUGUGCAGAACAAUGGUUAUUUCUUGUUGGCUGUCAGCAUUCCUGAUUAUCCUCCCACCACUUAGUUUAGGCCUUCAUCUGGAAUUCUGUGACUCUAAUAUUAUUGAUCAUUUUGGAUGUGAUGCAAAUCCUAUUCUGAAAAUAUCAUGCUCAGACACAUGGCUAAUUGAGCAGAUGGUAAUAUUCUCUGCAGUGUUGACCUUCAUCAUUACUCUUAUAUGUGUAGUCUUUUCCUACGUGUACAUCAUAAGGACAAUUCUAAAAUUCCCUUCUGCUCAACAAAAGAGAAAAGCCUUUUCAACCUGUUCUUCACACAUGAUUGUGGUUUCCAUCACCUAUGGCAGCUGCAUCUUCAUCUAUAUCAAACCAUCUGCAAAAGAAGAGGUAACCAUUAAUAAAGGUGUGUCGGUGCUUAUUUCUUCCAUAUCGCCCAUGCUGAAUCCUUUCAUAUAUACUCUGAGAAAUAAGCAAGUUAAACAAGCUUCUCAUGACUUACUCAAGAAAAUUGCAUUUCUUUUAAAGAAGUAA
Molecule: messenger RNA, 939 nt
Organism: Onychomys torridus (southern grasshopper mouse)
Lineage: Eukaryota; Metazoa; Chordata; Mammalia; Rodentia; Cricetidae
Product: olfactory receptor 6C68
Exons: 1
Coding region: 1-939 (312 amino acids)
Biological process (GO): G protein-coupled receptor signaling pathway
Cellular component (GO): membrane
Molecular function (GO): olfactory receptor activity; G protein-coupled receptor activity
Source: RefSeq, a predicted model, not a curated record